This is a messenger RNA of Cucurbita pepo subsp. pepo (vegetable marrow), 1749 nucleotides long. Its product is annotated as ent-kaurenoic acid oxidase 2. NCBI's taxonomy places the organism in Eukaryota, Viridiplantae, Streptophyta, Magnoliopsida, Cucurbitales, Cucurbitaceae. Gene Ontology annotation, molecular function: heme binding; ent-kaurenoic acid monooxygenase activity; iron ion binding. Gene Ontology annotation, cellular component: endoplasmic reticulum. Gene Ontology annotation, biological process: brassinosteroid homeostasis; brassinosteroid biosynthetic process; multicellular organism development. The record is from RefSeq and is a predicted model, not a curated record.
AUUCACAAAACGACAAUCUAAAAAGCUCCCACCAUUAUAAAUAUCCACCCAUAACCUUCCACCACUUCGAUCCAUUUCCUUUUCCUCUCCCAAAAUGUACACGGCGGUGCUCGCGGCGGCGCUGGUAGCUGUAGCGGCCACAAUCUGGGUGUUGAAGAAUGCGAACCGGUGGAUCCACGAAACCUUCCGGUUGGGUUCAAAACGGUUCAACCUCCCACCCGGGGAUCUGGGCUGGCCGUUCAUCGGCAACAUGUGGUCCUUUCUCAGAGCUUUCAAGUCCUCUCGUCCUGAUUCUUUCAUGGAGUCCUUCGUCGCCAGGUAUGGACGUACGGAUAUGUACAAAUGUUUCAUGUUUGGAAGUCCAAGUGUGAUUGUGACAUCAGCUGAAGCAUGCAAAAGAGUUUUGAAUGACGAUGAUGCGUUUGGUUCGGGAUGGCCUCGUUCUACCUUGAAACUCAUUGGAGAGAAGUCGUUUAUUGGGAUUUCUUCCAAAGAACACAAGCGUCUUCGUCGUAUAACUGCCGCGCCUGUUAAUGGCUACGAGGCAUUGGCUACUUACCUGACGUAUAUAGAAAAUAUGACGGUUGCUUCAUUGCAAAAAUGGCCUUCCAUGGGACAAAUAGAGUUCUUAACUGAGCUACGUAAGCUUACUUUCAAGAUCAUUAUGUACAUAUUUCUUAGCUCGGAGAGCGAGGUGGUUAUGGAGGCUUUGGAGAGGGAGUACACAACCUUGAAUUAUGGUGUGAGGGCUAUGGCUAUCAACAUUCCCGGUUUUGCUUACCAUAAAGCACUCAAGGCACGAAAGAAUCUCGUGACGACAUUUCAGUCGAUUGUGAGUCAGCGAAGGAAGGAAAGGGACAACAACGUGGCAACGACAAGAAGAGAUAUGAUGGACGCUUUGCUAGAUGUAGAAGAUGAGAAUGGUAGAAGGUUAAGUGAUGAAGAAAUCAUUGAUGUCUUGAUAAUGUACUUGAAUGCAGGCCAUGAAUCUUCGGGCCAUACUAUGAUGUGGGCAACCAUUUUCCUACAACAACAUCCCAAUUUUCUUGGAAAGGCAAAGGCCGAGCAAGAAGAGAUACUUAAAAAACGACCUCCGGGGCAGAAAGGUUUAACUCUUAAGGAAGUUCGAGAAAUGGACUAUCUUUCAAAGGUAAUCGAUGAAACACUACGAGUCGUAACAUUCUCCCUCACAGUAUUUCGAGAGGCAAAGCAUGACGUGAACAUUUGUGGUUAUACCAUUCCAAAAGGGUGGAAAGUCCUAGUUUGGUUUAGAAGUGUUCACUAUGAUCCUGAAACUUAUCCGAACCCUAAACAAUUUGAUCCUUCAAGAUGGGAUGAUUUCACACCAAAAGCUGGAAGCUUUCUUCCAUUUGGAGGAGGAAGUAGAUUGUGUCCCGGAAACGAUCUUGCAAAGCUAGAAAUCUCCGUCUUUCUCCAUUAUUUUCUCCUCAAUUAUCAGUUGGAAAGAGAUAAUCCAAAUAGUCCCGUGAGAUAUCUACCCCACACGAGGCCUAAAGAUCAGUGUUUGGCAAGGAUCAAGAGAGUUGGUGGUCCAUUUGAUUGAAGAUUUGGAUGAAAUGAAUGGUCUUGAAAUAGUUGAGAUUGUUUUUACCUCGAUUAUUGUUUAAUGUGAUUACUUCGCUUUAAUUUUCGUUUUAAGAGUCUAUUUAGCAAUAUGACCUUCUAUCUUCGAGAAAGGAUCUUUCACUCUGAUUCAAUAAGCAACCUACUUAUAUGUACUUGGGAGAG